Molecule: messenger RNA, 14658 nt
Organism: Psylliodes chrysocephalus
Lineage: Eukaryota; Metazoa; Arthropoda; Insecta; Coleoptera; Chrysomelidae
Source: the annotation of a GenBank genome assembly
UCUGUUGUGUUGGUGUGUCUAUAUUUUUGUGAAUUUUGCAAAUAUUUUUGAUUCAAAUAACAAAACGUUUUGCUAAAUUCAGUGAAUCAUAGUGCUACUUUCUUAUUGAAUUCAUAAGAACUGAAGUGUCAUUCAACAUGUUUUCAUUUCAUCGACCAAAAGUAUAUAGAUCUUCUACAGGGUGUUGCAUUUGCAAAGCCAAAUCAAGCAGCUCUCGUUUCACUGAUAGCAAAAAGUACGAAGAAGACUUUCUAGAAUGUUUCAAGUUAUCGACACCCAGACAAGGGGAAAUAUGCAACGCUUGCGUAUUGCUUGUCAAAAGAUGGAAGAAACUGCCUGCUGGUUCAGAUAGAAACUGGCAACACGUAGUGGAUGCUAGAGCAGGUCCAGGCAUCAAAUCUAUGACCAAAUUCAAAGUCAAAAAUCGCAAAUUGUUGGAGGAGAAGUCCGAAAAGCUCAAAUUGAAAAUGCAGUAUGAACGUGAACAUAGUCCGGUCCUGUCUGAUAAGAGUGAAAGUAUUGAAGAGCAAGACCUUCAGGAAGUCGAUUUUAUGUGUGAAGACCACCCCAGCACUGAGUCUAGCAGAAUUGGUAGUCCAGGAAUCAGUGAUACAGAAGAAGUGGUUGAGAAGAGCAGGAGGUAUAAGGGAUUAGCUAAGCGCAGAAACCAUGUGUUGAGGGUUAGCGAUUUCGUCGACAUGGACUAUUGGAAAAGGGAAACGGUGUGUUGCGGAACGGUCUUUAGAGGCCUCUACAACGAAAUCAUGAUCGAUCCUCGUUUCAUGAGGCCUUGCCGUAAUCGUUUAGCCGGUUGCAAAAUCCGCCCUACCGUCAUCGGCAAAUCGGAAGCUGAGCCAUGCGACACCACCUCGUCGAAGCUUUACAGCGACAGCAGCUCGGAUUCUGGUUACGAUGAGUCAUCCAAUCCGGGCGCGACGCCGAUCGCGAUCGCUGAUAACGCCACUUACAAGGUGCAGUGCCUUCCAUUGCCCCUUAACCAGGAUCAAGUAGGCUUGGAGGAGAUAAACAGUCGAAUUCCAGAAACUAUGGUCAACUAAUGUAACCUCGCCCGUGUCAUGUCGCUUUUUAGGUUGUUUUUAUAAUUUGUAAUUUAUUGGUAUGUAGAUUUUUCGUUGUUAUAUUUGUAACAAAAUGUACACAGAUUUUUUGUCCAGAGAAAGAUAUUUUUUAUUAGAUUGUAAUUAAGUGGGUUAGGUUAGUUUUUGAAUCGUUUUAUUUUAUAAGUUGUUUUUAGAUAAAAGAUGAUAUUUGUCGGGAGAAGUAUAUUUUUUCGUCAUUAACAAUAACAAUCCUCGAUUUGAUGAUUUUGAGGUUAGAAAGUUACCCCUGUCAUUCGUCAGUUGUCAUUAAUGUCGGCUGUCAAAGGCGUUUUUAUUCGGCUUUAUUUUAGUGAUAAACCAAAGAAUUUUUAUUGAAUUGGCUAUUAUUAAUUUGUUUAUAUAAUUUAGAAUGACUAAACGAAUAUACCGAUCUCAAAAAUAUCGCUUUUAUUUAAUUGAGCUGAAAAUCGAUUAGGAUUUAAAAAUUAUUCUCCGUCUUUCCCUAAUUAGGUUUAAGUUUUCGAGUCAUUUUUUUAAUACUUUUUUUAUCGAAAAAUGGCUAUUAAUAAGACUCUUUCAAUUUUAUAUAUUAUUAAGUAUCCACAACACAUAUUAUCGACAGUACAAAGAUAAACACAAAUAAGAUGAUUAAUGACAUAGCUUGAAUGAUUUUUUUAAGUGCAAUAAUUACAAAUACGUCUGAUCUCAAUAGAGAAUUUGCACUGAUUUUCACGACAUUUCUGACUCAAAUCAUUUGUUUAUGUAAUUGAUCGCCAUACGUAAUGUAUAGUUACAACCAUCGAAUGUUUAUACUUCUAGAAGCUACUAUUUUUGGAAAUUUUUACAUUUUAAGCUAGUAAAGUUAUGUACAUUCAAAAACAAUUGGCUUUCUCUUAAAAUUGAUAUACAAAAUUUAAUUAAAUGCUUUGGGCAUUAAAUGAAAAAAGAUUCGUAUUUUCCAGACGAAUUUAUUGGUUUUUCAAAAUAAAAGUAUCAGGUCCGGUUUCCGAGAUAUCUGGGCAAAACCGAAAUUGUCAAUUUUCGUUUUAUUUAAUUAACGCCGUUUUGAUAAAUGAAUACCACUUAACAUAGUUUAGCCACAUUUUGUAGAAUAAUGUCACCAUCACCUGAACAGGAUACAUUUUCCCGGUUUUUUAGACCCUCCAAAAUACAUUUUUUCGCCCUGGAAACGCUUUACAUAUGGUUUUUAGACAACUUUUUGGCCAUAUUCACUUUACAGCCACUUUAAAGUAUAACUUUAAUUGCCGUUUAUCCUACUUAUCGUUAGCAAUUCUCUACAAGUCUUUGUUACUUAAAAUAAGUAAUAGGGGACCCAAGACCAAACCUUGUAGCACUCAACUUUCUACUGGAUGGUUGUUUGAUAGCUGCCAGUUUAUUUUUACGCAGAACUGCCGAUUGAAUAAGAAAUUCUCAUAAUCAAGAUAUAUCACAUCAAUUGGCGGUUGUUGUCAUGCCAAGCUGCCCAGUGGUUUACUUUACUUAGGAAAUUUGUAAUAACGGAUCUUUUAGGUGUAAAUCCGUGUUGGUUGCUUGGUAAAAUUCUGUGUUCCGUCAUAAACUCUGUUACUUCUUUUGUAAUUUUCUUUUCCAUUGCUUUACCGAUACAGCUUGUAAGACUGACUGCACGGUAGUUGAUGGGAUUAAUUUUUUUGCCUUUUUUAUAUAUAGGAGUGACUAGCCUGUUUCCUGUUUUUGUAUAGAGUCGUUCAUAACUGUUGCGAGGAGAUUAAGAUUCAAUUGCGUUUCCAAUCAUUCAGGUCUAAUAUUAUAUACGUUUAAGAAUUAUCUACCUCAAUUCUGCAAUUUCGGGAGUUUAAUCAUAGUAUACAUCGAUGGCUAAAACGACAAAUAUUGCUUGUCCAUUUUUAACAAAAAUUGGAUAAAAAGGGUGUUCCAACAAGAGUUUCCGGAUGUUGAUAAUAAAUAAAACAAAAGUUUACAACAUAAAUGACAAUUUUUUACUGCAAUAUGAAGUAUAAAUCUUUACAAUUAUACGUGGAAUAAAAUAUCUGGCAAAUGGCCACCAUGACUUCUCUGGCAGGAAACAAUUCUUUUGUUUAAAUUUUUCAUAACAUCUGAGCACAUUUGUGGUGUUAUGUCACGAAUUAUGCGUCGAAUUUCCUCUUUCAACUGUUAAACUGUUUGGGGAUUGUUUUCGUAAGCUUUACUUUUUACAUAACCCCACAAAAAAUAAUCCAGCGGCGUCAAGUCGCAUGAUCUAGGUAGCAAAUUUACGUCCCCAUUUCUUGAGAGAAUCCUCCCAUCGAAUCUUGUACGCAAUAAAUCCAUCGUUUCUCUUGCUGUAUGACAUGUCACACCAUCCUGUUGAAACCACAUAUUGUUAAAGUCCAUGUCCCUUAUCUCAUGCCAUAAAAAGUCGUUAAUCAUCGCUCGAUAUCGCUCCCUAUUUACCGUAACAGCUUGUUCGUUUUCAUUUUCAAAAAAGAAAGGUCCAAUGAUAUAUCCAGCCCAAAAACCACACCAAACCGUGACAUGGAUUUUUCUAGGAUUUCAUUGUCCCAGAUGCGACAGUUUUGCUUCUUUACGUAACCGCUGAAAUGAAAAUGGGUCUCGUCGCUUAAGAUGAUUUUGUUGUAAAAAUAAUCAUCUGCUUCUUCUGUAGGAUCCAGUUAGCAAAAUCACGGCGUUGGCCAUGGUCUGCUGGCUUUUAACUCCUGUGUUAGCUGAAUCUUGUAAGGGUGGAGAGACAAAUCCUUUUUCAAAAUUCGCCAUGUUGAGGUUUUGCUGAUGCCUGCUGCGAACGCCUUGCAGUAGACAUUUGGGGAUUGUCAGCCACACUUUGACGAACAGCUUCCAAUAUUAUCAACCGAGUGAGCUAAUAUCUUGCACAGAACCUGUAGUUUCGAAUUUACGCAUGGUUCUUUCUGAGGGUCGAUUUUGUAUGCCAAAAUAAUCACGAAUUCGGCGAUAUGUAGCUAUCACAGAAGACCGAUUUUCAAAGUACGUCUUAAUAACGUAAACUCUUUGUUCUACUGUGUACCGCUCCAUUGCUAAACUUGUACUGGUUUGCAGAAUGCAACAAAAAAAGAAUACCACAUAAAAGGUUGGUGACAAAAAAAGUAGCAAACAAAAAUAUCCGGAAACUCUUAUUGGAAAACCCUUUAUAUACAAUUCUAUGUCCUUCGAGGUGAAAUAUUUGUUACCUAAAUAUGGCCCGUCUACUUUAAACAGUUUACUAAUGCAAACUGUACAGCUGUCAAUCUCACCUCUAACUUUCAAAUCGAGUUCCAAAAUUACAUUUUUAGACAUGAAUUUUUUCGUCAUUUUAGCCAUAGACAUUCUCUUUGAAAACCCCCCAAAUCUGGAACUCGUCAAGGCCAUUUUCUGCGUCCAUUUGUCCCUAUUCGUCUUGAAAAUUUAAAAAUUCACGAAUUCUUGAGGCAAAUGAGUAGGACCGUGCUUACGAAAAUUCCUAGAGUUGUCAAAUCAUAAAAACAAUAUAGUGUGAUACAAGAUUGAGUAGAGAAAAAUUGUAUUUAUUAGUUAUUACAAAUUAUUUUGUAUUUCUGGUAUAGGAAUAUUUAAUUCAGAUACUACAUUCCAUCUUCUUUUUAAAUAGGUUCUUUUACUAUGAACUAUUGAACCACCCUGUAUAGGCGAUUGCUAUUUUUUUUUUUUGUUGAGGUAAAUGGUGCAUAAGGAGUUAAUGGGAGUGAAUUCUACAUUUUGUCAUUUAAGUUACCCCUUCGUACCCUAGAAACGGUUUUUAAGCAUUUUCUGAUUUCAUUAGUUCAUAAGAUUGUAACUGUGUAAUGGGAAAUCGUAAUAGAAUUUAAUUAAAUUUGCCCCACCGUGUAUAUUUUCCUGAACGGUACAAUAAAAUGAUCAUUGUCAAAGAGAUAUUGUUUCUUCUAAAAGUAUUAUAAUUUGCAUUUACUUCAGAAAAUCCCUGGCUCUCAAAAUCAUUAUUAUCCAAGUAAUAUAUUUAUUGUGAUUCCAACACUCUCACAUAUAGCAAGUUUACCAAUACAGGAAAUUUUUUAGCGAACAUUUUGAUGGUUGUAACUAACAUGCAAUUCAUAGCCACAAUCUUCCAAUAAUCAUUUAUAACAUUUGUUGUUACAAAUGUAAAAUUUAAAAGCGUUCAUAUUGAAUGUUUUUUUUUAUAUAUUCCGACUUAGUUAAAUUUUAAAAUUUGGUUUAAGGGACUUUAACUCCUUUAUUAUUAUAAUAAUAGUCAUUACUUGGAGGUUCUGUUUAUUGUUGACUGAUGUCAAAGCAAUGUUACCAGUUUGGCAAAUAUGACAAUAUUUAUUGACUUUUUUGUUUUCAAAAUCAGACACCAACAUGUUUACGGGUAUUGGAUAUAGGCCAGUUUAUAUAUUAACAAUUAAAUUUGUUUCUUUUUUUCCAUUUUAAGUGAACAUUCCCUAAAAAAAAAUAGGGAUCAACACCGCACAUUAUACGUAUUUAGAUUUUACUAAUACAAUUUUUUAUUAUUCUUUUUUUAGUUAGCAAGAAUUAGACAGAUUUUUAAUAGAAUAAUGAAAUAAUAAGUAUUCACAUUUAUAAUUUAUUUUUUUAAAACUAAGGCAUUAAAGUUCCCUAAAAAAAAAUAUCUCCGCAAAACUACCUCUCCAAAAUAUUGAAGUACAAUUUAUUGACUAUUUUGUAUCUUAUUUAGAUAGGGCUUUUUCUAAUAUUAAACAAAAUGGUGUACUGAUGACCUGACCAACAAAUGGCCGACUGCUACAAUCCUGAUUUUUAUCUGAUGAAAAUUAUUUAAGAACUACUGACAUUUGUGAUUUUCUAAUCUUAACUUUUAAACAUCUUUAUUUUCUUUUGCACCAAAAAGUAAAACUACUAAUUUAUUUACUUUUUCUGUCAAAAAUAUUUCAAUUUAGUCAAUGAGGGGUAAAAUUUCAACACUUACCAGAUGGUGAUACUAGGCGUUUUCUAAUAUUCAUCAAUGCCAUCCAACAUUCAUCAAAACUGUUCUUUUAUCCAUCAACAAUUUUUAGACGAGUUAUACAUCAUAUUCUCAACAUAACAUAACAUCAUAUUCUUAAAUUCAACUUAAUUCUCAGAUGGUCACGUGACAUAACCUUAAAUUAGAUUAAUUAUUAGACAGUUAAUGAAAUAGAAAAAAGCUAUACGUUUAUUAAUUUUUUUAUGUUACUGGAAAUUAUAAUGUUCUCUAGAUAAAUCCCUGUUAAUUCUUUUCAUUAGAUUCAUUAGGCUCACCACAACAGCAAUUAUAUUAUUAUCAUCCAUACCUACUUGUCUUUAGUUUUUAUUUAUUUAUUUAUUUAUAAUACAAUACUCUACAGGUCAUAAAUAAAGACAAUUUGAUAAUUGUUAAUAUUUAAAAAUUCUCAAAUGUCAAUCGUUCUUAAGUAAUUUUCAUCAGAUAAAAAUCAGGAUUGCAGCCGUUAAUUUAUUGGUCACCUGCAUUGGGAUUCUCAUUUCUCAAUUCGGUACGUGUUGAGACGACUAUCUUCGUUCCACAGAAUGCGAUUCGUAUGUAAUGUCUUUCUAUUCAAUUCGUUACGUGUUGAGUAAGCACAUAAAAAUCCCUGUCCAGAUCUAUCAUCAGUACAUUAUUUUGUUGAAUAUUAGAAAACGUCGACUGAGACAUGAGGUCCAUCUGACCAGCUAUCAAAAAGCAUUAUAAUCAUAGACAUAACAAUAUCUAAGAGAGCCCUGUCUUCACAGCAUAAAAAAUGCAUUGUUUUGUCCGCAUCAUAAACCAGACAGAGAAAGGGUACAAUACACAAUGACGUACUGUUUCAGGAGGGUUCAUUUAUAUUUUAUAAAAAAUUAUACAAUAUAACGUUAAAAUCUUGAUAACCAAUAUGCAAAGGCUGUUUGAAAUGCCUUCUGUAUAUUUUUUUAUAGAAUAAAAUAUUUUAAAUUGGAGAAACAAGUUUGAUAGUAUUUUUAAGGUCUCAAUAAUAAAAAAUACAUGAAGAUUAAAUCAAAUUAUAUCCUUAUAAAAACGACAUAUACAUAUUAAUAUAUUUUAUAAUUUUCAUUAAAAAUGUUAAAAUAAUUAUGAAAAUAUUAAAAAGGAUUAAUAUUGUUACGCUAGUUUUUGGUAUCACAAUUUAUUUUAACUCAACUUUUACAAUAACUCAAUUCAACUGAUACAAUAACUCCAACUGAUAACAUUAACAUUUAACGUCUGUCAUAAAACUGAACUGACAUCAGGAUCCCUGCUUAUAUAGCUUGAUUUAAUCUUCUCGAACAUUCUGGAACUGUCUAGACUUUUCCUUGACGUGGAAUGACAUUUCUGGACUAUUCUAUCUUCUUUUACUAGUACUUAUGACGACCGCAGCACACUGUAGGGCGAUGAGUAACAUUGCACUUCUUUUAUGGUAUUCGUACGUUUCCUAUAACAGCUGCAGGGUGCUGCGUAACAAUAUAUUUUACAUAAAACAAGAAUAAAUUGUAUAAUGUACCCUUUUUAUGCAACUAAUUACUUAUAGUUUUUUUUUUUUUUUUUUUUUAAUAGGGAAUAUAAACAAAAUAUAAUACAAUAUUUUCGAAAAAAGAGAUUUGACAACAUGUAAGGUUGCUCUCAUCACGAUUAUGUUGCGAACAAACUUAAUGUAAACAAAGUGUAUGUAUUCAUCCAAUACCUUUGUGGUUAUAAUCAAAUAUUUGGACGUUAUUUUAUAUAAUAAUCAAGUAAAAUAAAGAGCUUAUAAAAAGAGCAUUGAAUCAAUAGUUAAAAAAUAAGACUAUACCGGAUCACAUGCCAUUGAGGCCAAUCUUAUUAGAUACGACAAUGUGGCGUGUGGGUAAAAAUUGUGUACAUUUUAUUUUUUGAUUAUAGUGACAGGCCUUAAAGUUUAAUUAUCAUGCGUACCUCUCGUCUCAGUAGCGCGCUCUAGUGACAAAGCAACUCCCUAUCAGCUCUGCAUGUUUAUGCUAGGUUGCAUAGUUCCAGGAACUAUGUCUUCUCGGAACAAGUUUUUUGAAUGAAAUCUUAAUUUUCAAAGUAGGAGAUAUAUUAAUAUAUUUUUCCGCAAAUCGAUAGGAAAUUUUGACUUUCCAAACAAAAUUUCUUGAAGAAAAAGUCAAGAUUUCCUAACAGGAAAUCUUGACUUUUUCUUUAGUUUGACAAUUAAACAUUAAAACGUUUCCAUAGUAACGCAACCAAUUUUAUUACGAAUUUCAAAGCACCAUUUAUUUGUGAAUAAAAUUAUUCGCAAUUUUUUCAAAAUUAAUUAAUAUCUAUCAAAUUUUAAAUGAUUUGCGGAAAAAUAGUAUGUUUACCUCGUAGGAAAAGCCACAUUCCUGGACUCUGUGUUGCUAAGUCGAGGCGCAAGCCGAGACUUAGCAAUCUUCACAGUCAUCCAGGAAUCUUUUCUUUCCUACUUGGUAAACAAUUACUAUUUUUUUUUAAUAAUCUCCAAUGAUAAUAACAUGUAAUAUUAAACUGUUCAAAUUUUGGAAGAGUAGUUUUCGAAGACUUUCUUAAAAUAUGCAAUAUAGAGCCUAAUUCACAAACGAUCUCUAAAAGUACCUGUAAGUUACAGACCAUAAACAACAAUGAAUGUAUAAUAAAGUUGGGUGAUAUUUCACCAACUGUUAUUUAAUUACUGAUAUUUAAAGAUAUCAGUGUGCUGACCUUCUUGAUAUGUUCUAUUUCAUAAGUGUUUUUAUGAAAAAUAACGAAUAUAAUGGAAAUAUAUCAUCAUUUAUUUGAAUUCUGCUAAUCACAGUAACGAUUCACAGUGUAAUUCAAAAAUCACGAUAUUGUCCAACUCUACUUUUUCUCUUAUUUGAUGUUGUAUUUAGAGGUUCGUGAAUAUUUAAAUAGCUUUGUGAAUUAGGCUAAAGUCUGGGAUCAGAAUCAUAUCAUUGAUCGUGGUGUCUUGAACAUAUAACUGCCAACUAAAACAAAAAAAGCGUUCCUCCUUAUAAAACACAAUCUAGAUGUCUAAGGUACUUUAUCGAGUUUAUUUAGUUUAUUAUCUUUAUUUUUUUUCUAUAUUUUAUAUCCCUUUUCUCUAUUUAUAAUAUUCAUAGCAAUAUUUCUUAAGGUUAAUUUUGUACUUUAUUAUUUAUUUAAUAAUUUAGUGCCAUUUGAAUAGUUGCGUAUGAAUGGAUUGUUUUUGGUUUGCUCUCGGCGAUAUUUUUGUCAGAAUUCUGCAAUAUUUUCCAUGUAUGUGAAUUUUACAAUAAAACACUUAACUGUAUAAUUUUUGAAAAUUAUUUCGUUUAUAAGGGAGAAAUUAAGCAGCAUGACUUUUGAUUCAAUGUUUAUUCCCUUUAGUCAAUUUACACUUAAUUUAUUUCUAUAAAAAUAGAUGUUAAGUCAGGUUACAAUGGGUUCAAUUACCUGCUAGAUCGCCGGAUUUAACAUCUACUGAUUUUUGUGUAGGAAAUUAAACUUAAACGCUAUUUAUCAAAAAUACCGUAUAUAACUUUGAUCGUAUUUUGAUAUGCAGUGUAAUUUUCUCAUUUUUCCAAAUUGUACCACUACAAAUUAAAAUCGUUAAAUUUGAAGUCUAGUCUAGUAUGAUUUUUUGUGAAAAUAUAGUCAUAAAUAUCAUUUAUUUGAAAUCCAAAAGUUUGGAUUAUAUCAUCACUGCUUACUAGUCAGAUAUAUUUAUUUAUUUUUUUUUUAAUUAAUUAAUUUUUAUACGAAAAAGAUUCUGAAAAAAAAAUCCCAAUAUUUCAAAAAUGGUUUCUUGUUUUACACAAUAGUAUGAUACUCAUACGUUAUUGUAAAAAAUAUUGAAUUUUUUUGUAUGGCGAUCUCUAUAAUUGCAUACAGAGUGACCUCACAAAGUUUUAGUUGUACAAGUUUGUUCAAUGAUCUUCAAAUAAAUUUUUACUAUAUCAAAUCGUUUUUAAAUUAACAAAAAUAAAUCGUUUGGACUGUAUGAGGGAUGGUGAAACGGUGAUUUUGGAUAUUUAUCUGGAAUUAAAUUUAUUCUGAGAACCAAUCCGAAUUAUGUGAGGUUAUUCUGAAAUUCUCAUUAUAUUUUAAUGCUAAAAUCUGAUAAAUACAUCAACAUAAUUUCACAAUAUGUAUGAGACUGCAUAAAUUAAAAUUUAAUGUGUAAAGGCUGGUGCAGAAGUAAUUUAAAUAUAGGGUCCGAUUCUGAGAAAUCUAUAUGCUACAGAAUCUGUAAGAUAUUAAUUUUUACAGAUUUUAUAGAUUGUCUCAGUAAUUAUCAGACGGACAGGGUUGUAAUUUUUUUUCUUCAAUAUUUUGAACGAUUUCAACUGAUUUGUUCUUUGUAAACGUUCAAAUUAUUUGAAAUACAUUGCUAUUUUUGUCAUUGGUAGUGAUUGAUUUAUUAUGUUCUGAAAGUUUGUAUUUUCUAUUGCCAUUAUUUGUAUGUUUUUAAGUUUAUCAAGUGAUAUGUCAUGGAUGUCAUAUUGUUAAGAAAUAUACAGGCGGUUAUACCUAACAUUCUGUAUAUUAAAGAAACGGACAAAAAUAAUGUUAUGAAAUUACUCAUGUGCCAAGAUUUUAUAAUCUUUUUCUACAUGAUAUUCCAACUUUUUUACCUGAAUAAAUCUAGAACAGGGUUGGGUGAAAUUGGCGCAACACCGGAUUUCGACUUUAAUGGACAAGUAACAAAAAUUGCUCUGAUCAUUCGAUUUUGUUUUUUAAGUUCUUUUUUUUAUACGAAUGUUAUAUUUUUUUGACGACAUUGCUAUUCGAGAUAUGACGUCAAAUAAAAGUUUUCUUUUAAUUGGUGGUUUUCUCAUUUGAAAAAAAUAAUGACGUUAGAAAAAUAUACCUUUAUCAAAAAAUGCACAUCUAAAAAACAAAAUUGACCUUACUGAGCAUUUCUUUGUUGCUUGUCCAAUAAAGCCAGAAAUCUGGCUUUCCGUAAAUUUGGUCCAAUCCUGUAUACCCGAUUGAUUUCAUUUUAUUAAGAAUCACGAUGACUAGUUGAAAAUGUAAAGAACUAUUCAAAAUAAAGAAGAUAACUGUUUUUCGUGUUACAAUGUUUUCAAAAAUAUCUGCAUUGUUUUCUGGUCUUAUUAAAACGAAGUCAUUUUCAUAUUAUAAACUAUGCCACUCAGUUUUGCUAUGAACUUUUUUUACAAUACCAAAAAAUAUCAAUGCGAGAUUAACUAACUUAAAAUUAAACGGUGGCAAAGCCUUUUUGUAAAAGAAUGUUCCAAGAAUUUUGUAUCCAUUUUUAAAUGUUAGAACAAUUAUUAUGUAAACUAAUUUUUUAAAAUAAUUCUCCUACUUUGAGGAGUAGAGUAUUUUUGAUAAACAAAUCAAAAAUAUAUUAUAUAUAUAAAAAAAAGGCAAGCUGCAUCUGAUAUGUUUGAUUAAUGGUGUAAAAUUGAUGUUUUUUAUAAUUGUUUCUUGAUUUUUUCGUUUUUGUUUAUUGUGUGAAAUAUUGUAUUUGCUGUUAUUUAUAGUACUGACUGUUUUUCUAUUGAUGAUUGGUAAAUAUUGUAGAUAGUACAGAACGAGUUUUUUCGUAGAGUAAUUGCUAUUUGAGAUUGGAUGAAAAGAUUGUGCAUUUCUAAAAUCUUUUUCUAUCUUAAAUAUCGUCGCGAAAUAAUAGUAUAUCUGGACUGAAAUGUACAAUGACAUUCAACAUCUGUACUAGUGCACACGUCGUUCGGUAAUAUCUUGUUUCAGAAACAAAUUAGUUCCAUCCACGAAGAUUUCACCCUUACUAGUCCACACUGGAUGCCAUGAAAUGUCCAAUAAUCGUUAUUGUGUUUAUCUCUAAAACUUGAUUAAUUUUUCUCUACAACCAUGUUAAUUUACAACCCCCAGUAUGUUAUCGGCGCUGUAGUUCAUUUACUGGCUUUUAACGGUAAUGGUGGUUCGAAUCUCACAACACACCAUGUGAAUUUUUCUUUAAUUUCUAUGUUCCAUUGUAGGAUUUGAUGGGUGGCGUAUUAGCAGUAAUUUAAUUUUUAUUAAUACAUCUUGAUUUCACUCCCAGAUGGCUAUCAUGUCAAUGAUGGUCGGUUAAGUUUUUUCGCGUUUUCCUCAUCUGUACGUCAAAUUACAAAAUUUUGUGUUCUGCUAGUUCUUUUUGUGACAAUGCAAUAUCCCUUACAUUUUUUAAGAUUUUGAAUGGGUUUUAUGUAUCCAACUUCCAUUUUAUACUAAAAAAUUGAUCCACGAAAAAUGUUUGACAGUUAUGUCUCUGAUACCAAUGCACGGCUCUGAAUUAAAUCCAAACUUACACUUAAACAGAAGAAAAUUGUACAUUACGACAUAAGUGAGCGUUUUCAAAGCCUACUGUCGAAAUAUUUUUUGUGGAUCACUAGAUACAGUGUAUUUCAUAAAGUUGGUUCCAUAUGGGAUUUUUUUCACCUUUGCUUCUUUAUAUACUUAAUAGAGCCCAUAUCAAAGUUGGCUACUGACAUUAGAUUUCUGUCAAAUUCACAUUUAAAAAAAAAAGAAAUCAUUUUUCAAAAAAGUGUCGAAAUUUGACAGAUAGCCAAGCCAACUUUAAUAUCGACUAUUUUAAAUUUUAAAAAAGUCUAGGUUUUUUUCAGUUAUAAUAUUUAAAAAAAAAUCCAUAUUGAUCCAACUUUAUGGAACACACUAUAUAUAUACAUCAUCUACAUAUGCUGCUAAUUGACCAGUUUUAUUUGUCAAUACAUUUUUAUUUUGACUUCAUAUUAAUUCCGAUUUUGAAAUGCUACACGUUUUUUACAUCAUUGUAUGGACUGGUCGCCCAGCAGCUACAAAGCUCCUUAAAUUGUAUAAACAAAGUAUUCGACGUCCAGUUUUAUUAAAUGCUAUGUAAUGUUAAGGGAGGUGAGAAUCUGUAUUACAAUAUAGUUCAGAAUAUUUUAUUAGUUUAACAGCAAUUUUCUGACAAUCUCACAAUUUCAAAUGCUCUACGAAAAAACGAACCCUUGAUCAUCGUCCAGUUUCAUACAACAAAACUGAGACUUCUUAAUUAUAAAAAGCAAUAAUUCCUGAAAUCUCGCAAUAUAUACCUUUAAUCAAUGUAUGCGGGGUGAAUCAAAGUCAUGAAUUCAUUUUUGACACUGAAAAAAAUUCUGAAUUUCUGAAACUUAACAGAUUAUCACUUGUCUCACGCCGCAUACUUACUAAAUACUCCUACUGAAAAAUCAGUUGUACUGGUGCCUUUAUCUAUCCUAGAAUUGAAGGUAAACUAAGGUCUAAAAUACUCGCAGUAUGUCGAAUCUUAUGAAGAAAAUGUUUUUCUACUACUAGUGUUUAAUAUAAUCCUAUUGGGCAAUCAUUGUUUUAACACCAUUUUUUAAAACAUUUCAGUCGUAUUAAAAAAAUCUUCCACUUAAGAAGUAGGGGGCUUAAUUGGGAUAAGUAAAUUUUUUGUAUAUACUAUUGGACAGCUGAAGUUGUCAGCGACACAAAAAAUUGUAGUGAUUACCGGCCUAUUCUGUUUAUAAAAAAAUAAUUUAAUAAUUUAACAAAGACCUUUUAUCUAGAUAGGAAAUUCAGUUAUCAUUACUGUAGUAAACAUAAAUUUAGUUAGUGCAUUGCUAUUUAUCCAUUUUUAUACAACAUUCUAUUAUUUGCUUAAAUUAUCAUCAAAUGGGUCUUAACAUAAGUAGGUCUCAAUAGAUGACAUUUAGACAGAUCACUGUCAAAGUUUAUCAGACCCAUACAAUUUAAUGAACCUUUUUGCAACUGCCUAUAAAAAAAAAUUGACAAAUAAGUCCAACGCCAAUAAAAGAUCUUUGGUUUUACAAUAUACUUUUUAUAAACAGAAAUUAUUUAUAAAGUUUUGGAUUUUAAAGUAAAAAAAUAGACGAAUGCUCCCUACUAUCUUAAUAACCAAAUGUAUUAUCUUAUAAGAUUUAUACGUCUUGUAGAAUAAUAAAUAAAAUAUUUGCCACUUGGACGAAUUUUUAUAUAUCAAAUAAAAAUGUCCUACAAUUCGGGAACAUGAUGUAUAGUUAGCCAAAUCUUUUAUCAAAAAAAAAAACGAAAAUCAAUAAAAACGUAAAAUUCUUCUAAAGAAAAUUGUUAGUACCUUUUUAAAUAUUGUUACUAAUAAUGCAAUAAAAUUAAAUAUUAACAUUUGUUAUGUUAAUAAUGUUAAGGGUAAAUGAUGUAACUUUUGUCUAAGUGGUCCAUCUGAAAGUUUACUGGUGGAUUAGUUAGUGUAAAGAUACAAAAUACUCUGAAGACUAUUAUGGACAUGGAAAUCGUAAGUUUAUAGUAAGGUGUCGAAAUCAUAAGUAGAUCAAAGAGAUUUUAUUUUGUCAAAAUUGAGUUGGACUAAUUUUACAACAAAACCGAUAAAAAUUUAACAAUUUAAUUUAAUUUUUACAUUUAUAUAUGCCAAAAUGCAAUAAUUAAAAAAAUUGAUGCUGCCAUCUUACCUUAGUGUCGAAUAUUACGUAUAGAUGUAGAAAAUAGAACAAAUUGUUAAACUAUAAAAACUUAUAACAUUUUUUAUUUCAAUUUAAAGUUUUUCACUAAUUUAUGGAAUUAUUUUUGACAUCAACAUUUGACACCUUAUUAUAUGAUUAAGAUUGAGUGGAAACCUAGUUUCAAGACUUAUGAAUUGUAAUAUAUAUUUUAAAUUAUAGUUUAUAAAUAUUUAUUUCAGAUUAUUUAUAUGUAUCUAAUUUUAUUCUUUUAAUUGUGCAUUAUCAUAGG